AUGGGCACAGGUGGUGGGACGCGAAUACCACUAUGGAUAUUAGUACUAGCACUUGCCUUCAUACAGAUCAAAGUUCAAGCCCAGGAUUAUGAACAACAAACAAAAUCAAACUAUGCUUCUCCACCCCUCCUGCAGCGACAAAAUUAUUUUCCACCAGCUUCGAAAUCCCAAGUGAAAAUCAUUCCACCUCUUCCAAACACACUGAAAGUAAAGGCUGGCAACCCCUCUCACAAUGGCCGUGUGUGCAGCACAUGGGGUAACUUCCACUACAAGACCUUUGACGGGGACAUCUUUUACUUCCCUGGGGUCUGCAAUUAUAUCUUUGCAUCCAACUGCAAAUCUCCCUAUGAGGACUUCAAUGUCCAGAUUAGGCGUACAGUGGUGGAAAAUUCUACUCUGAUCACUCACGUCAUCAUGAAGCUGGAAGGAGCAGUGAUUGAACUGACCCCUGGCUCGAUCCUGUUUGAUGGCAAAACGGUUCAGCUGCCCUUCAGCCAUAUGGGAGUCUUCAUAGAGAGAAGUAACAGCUAUUUGAAAGUUUCUGCCAAGUUAGGACUGACCUUCCUUUGGAAUGAAGAGGAUGCCCUCCUGGUGGAACUAGACAAAAAAUACGCCAAUCAAACUUGUGGACUUUGUGGGGACUUCAAUGGAAUUCCAGCUAGCAAUGAAUUUUUUUCAGAGAACACAAAACUGACUCCUAUACAGUUUGGGAAUAAGCAGAAGAUGGAUGGACCCACAGAGCAGUGUGCUGAUCCUAUUUCUCCUGAUGUUCCGACAAGCUGCUCAACUGAAUUUGCUUCUAUCUGUGAGACAGUAUUAACCAGUAAAGCAUUUACAAGCUGUAAUGCACUUGUGAACGUUCAGGACUACAUUGAAACUUGCAUACAAGACCUAUGCCACUGUGACAGCUCCAUGGCUGACUUCUGCAUGUGCAACACCUUUGCUGAAUACUCCCGGCAGUGCGCUCAUGCAGGUGGACAGCCUCUGAACUGGAGAACCUCAGAACUGUGCCCCAAAUUAUGUCCUUUCAACAUGCACUACCAGGAGUGUGGCUCCCCCUGCUCUGACACAUGCAGCAACCCAGAGCGGUCUGAACUCUGUGAAGAUCAUUGUACAGAUGGCUGCGUCUGUCCUCCAGGAAUGGUAUUUGAUGACAUUAAUGGUGCUGGCUGCAUUCCCCGUAAAAAAUGCCACUGUACCUACGAAGGUGAAACUUAUGCUCCUGGUGCCUCCUUCUCAUCUAAAUGCAGAUCAUGUACCUGUGUUGGAGGUGAAUGGUCUUGUAUCACCCAGUCAUGCCCUGGGACUUGCAGUAUUGAAGGAGGCUCCCACAUUUCAACAUUUGAUGAGAAAUACUAUUCCUUCUUUGGAGACUGUAGCUAUGUCCUAACCAAGCUCUGUGACAGCAAUGAAUUCACUGUUCUGGGAGAUAUCCAAAAGUGCGGCCUGACUGACACUGAGACAUGCCUCAAGGGUAUAGCUGUCAGCCUGAGUGGAGGACAAACUAACAUUGUGAUCCAGCCUUCUGGCAGUGUAUUUGUGAAUAUGAUCUACACACAGCUGCCAUUCUCUGCAGCGAAUGUCACCAUCUUCAGACCAUCAUCUUUCUUCAUCAUUCUGCAAACUACCUUUGGUCUUCAGCUACAGGUUCAGCUUGUGCCUCUCAUGCAAGUUUUUAUCGACUUAGACCCAUCACAUAAAGGGCAGACCUGUGGUCUCUGUGGAAACUUCAAUGACAUACAGACAGAUGAUUUCAAAACCACCAGUGGUGUAAUAGAGGGUACUUCAGCUGCCUUUGGCAACACUUGGAAAACUCGGGCUGAUUGUCCUGAUGCUAAAAAUACCUUUGAGAACCCCUGUACCGUCAGCAUACAAAAUGACCAGUAUGCGCAGCACUGGUGUGGACUGCUCUCUGAUACCAUGGGACCUUUUGCUGAAUGUCACUCAACAGUGAAUCCAGAAGUUUACGAGAAGAACUGCAUGUUUGACACGUGUAACUGCGAGAAGAGUGAGGACUGCAUGUGUGCUGCCCUUUCCAGCUACGUCAGGGCCUGUGCUGCUAAAGGAGUUCUUCUUACUGGAUGGAGGAGCAAAGCCUGCACAAAAUACACCACCUUGUGUCCAAAAUCUCUGAAGUACACUUACAACGUCGAAUCCUGUCAACCCACCUGCCGCUCUCUGAGUGAGCCUGAUGUCACCUGUAGCAUCAAGUUUGUCCCAGUUGAUGGCUGCACCUGCAUAAAUGGAACCUACAUGGAUGAAAGUGGCAAAUGUGUGCCCGCUUCUAGCUGUCCUUGUUACUACAAAGGAAUGCCUCUGUCUUCUGGAGAAGUUGUUCAUGAUAAUGGUGUUGUCUGCACUUGCACCUAUGGAAAGCUGAGCUGCAUUGGAGAGAAACCUGAACCAGUCUGCCUGCCUCCCAUGGUCUAUAUUGACUGUGGCAAUGCCACUACAGAUUUGGUAGGAGCAGGAUGCCAGAAGAGCUGUCAAACUCUAGAUAUGGAAUGCUACAGUACCCACUGUGUCUCCGGCUGUGUAUGUCCUCAUAACCAAGUGUUAGAUGGCAAAGGCGGCUGUAUAGCUCCAGAAGAAUGUCCAUGUAUUCACAAUGGGAAUUCCUACAGACCAGGAGAAUCAAUCAGAGUUGGCUGUAACAACUGCACAUGUAGAAACAGAAAAUGGCACUGCUCUGAUGAACCUUGCCUGGAAACCUGUUCUGUUUAUGGAGAUGGGCAUUACACCACCUUUGAUGGCAAACGCUUUGAUUUUGAAGGAGACUGUGAAUAUGUUCUGGUCCAGAACUACUGUGGUCAACAAAGUAUGAAUCAGGGAACCUUCAGAGUCAUCACUGAGAACAUUCCAUGUGGCACUACAGGAACCACCUGUUCUAAGUCUAUUAAAGUUUUUCUGGGGAACUAUGAGCUGGUACUCAGUGAUGGACACUCUGAUGUCAUCCAGAGGACACCUGGAGGAAAAAUGCCAUUCCAAAUCCGUUCCAUGGGCAUCUACCUGGUGGUUGACACUUCUGUUGGCCUGAUACUCAUGUGGGACAAGAAAACCAGUAUAUUCAUCAAACUUAGUCCCAGUUUUCAGGGACAUGUCUGUGGACUUUGUGGAAACUAUGAUGGCAAUGGAAAUAAUGACUUCACUACUCGCAGUCAGUCUGUGGUAGGAAAUGUGUUGGAGUUUGCCAAUAGCUGGAAAGUGUCUUCUAGUUGCCCAAAUGCCAAUCGUACCAAGGAUCCAUGCACAGCAAACCCAUACAGGAAAGCCUGGGCACAGAAGCAGUGCAGCAUCAUCACUAGUGGAGUGUUCGCGAAGUGUCAUUCUCAGGUUGAACCAAAUGAAUAUUAUCAAGCAUGUGUGGAUGAUGCUUGUGCCUGCGACACUGGAGGAGACUGUGAAUGUUUCUGUACAGCAGUAGCUGCUUAUGCUCAAGCGUGCAAUGAGCUGGACAUCUGCAUUGCAUGGAGAACCCCAUCCAUUUGUCCUCUGUUCUGCGAUUACUACAAUCCACAAGGGGAAUGUGAGUGGCACUACCAGCCAUGUGGAGCCCCUUGUAUGAAGACCUGCAAUAAUCCAAGUGGGAAAUGCCUUCAUGAGUUGAGAGGUUUGGAAGGCUGCUAUCCACAAUGUCCAAAGAAUAAGCCCUAUUUUGAUGAAGAAACCAUGACUUGUGUUUCUACUUGUGGUUGUUAUGAAAAUGGAAAAAAUUACAAACCAGGAAUGAAGAUGCCUUCAGAGCAGAAUUGUCAAUCAUGUGAAUGCACAAUUCAUGGCAAAAAAUGCAAAUAUGAUGAAUAUGAAUGUGUCUGCAUUUAUGAGGGACAUAAAUACAACUAUAAGGAUGUGAUCUACAAUACUACAGAUGGCACAGGAGGGUGUAUUGUUGCAACCUGUGGUCCCAAUGGAACAAUUGAAAGGGUUGUCUAUGAAUGUCCAAUCUCAACAUCACCCACAACAGCAACAACAUUUCACUUCAGCACUAUGACACCUGCCACUACUUCCACAGUGUCACCAACUACAUCAGUAUGCGUUCAUGAAGUCUGUGAGUGGUCAGAAUGGUAUGAUGGCAGUCUGCAAACCCCUGGCUAUGAUGGUGGAGAUUUUGAAACCUUUGAUGAUUUGAGAGCUAAAGGUUACGAAGUCUGUAAAGCUCCACGGGCUGUUCAGUGCAGAGCAGAGAAAUACCCCGAUAUACCUCUGACAGACCUUGGUCAAGUAGUAGAAUGCAGUACAACAAGUGGGCUUUUAUGUUACAACAGAGAUCAAAUUUCAGGAAUGUGCAACAACUAUGAAAUCAGAAUUUUAUGCUGUGUUUAUGUACCAUGCUCUUCCACAACACCGAAAACAACUGCAGCUAAGAGCACAGAAACUCCAACUGUAGAAACCACAUCAUUCUCAACCACAGUAACAUCACCAACUACUACAAUUUCUGAAAGUACAUUCACAACUUCAACUACUAAAGAAACAACAAGCACAACUGAAAUUACACCACCUGUCACACCUUCAACACCUCCUCUUUGCAUUAAAGAAGAAUGUCACUGGACAAGGUGGUAUGAUGUCAGUUAUCCAGGCUCUGGAUACAAUGAUGGAGAUUUUGAUACAAUCCAGAACAUUAAAAAUGAGGGAUAUAAAGUCUGUGAUAACAGAAAGGGUGUUGAAUGCAGAGCAGUAAGGUUCCCUAACGUACCGUAUCAAGAACUGGAGCAACAAAUAACAUGUGAUUUGAUAUAUGACAAAAUGGAUAGUGAUGGAUGUAGAUUUUAUGCCAUCUGUAGUUCAAAGUGUACAAUUGAGCGACACUCUGUACACUGUAACUUUACUACUCCUGUAACCACUACUUCCCCUGGAUCGUCUACUGUAACUACAGCAGUUCCUCUGCCUAGCAGUACUACCAGUGUUCCCUCUCCUGGUUGUGUUUCUCCUACUUACCCUCCUUUACAGCCUGGACAAAGUCACAGAUUAUCCAACUGUACAGAAGUCAUCUGUAAGGGAGACAACAAGGUAGAUGUAGUUCCAGUGCGCUGUCCACCUGUAAAGGAAAUUACCUGUGCAAACAAAUAUCCAGCUAUACUGGUACCUGAUGAAGAUGGCUGCUGUUACCACUAUGAGUGUCAAUGUGUGUGCAGUGGAUGGGGUGAUCCUCACUAUAUUACUUUCGAUGGAACCUACUACACUUUCCUUGAAAACUGCACUUAUGUCCUGGUGAAACAGAUUAUACCUAAAUAUGACAACUUCCGUGUUUACAUUGACAAUUACUACUGCGAUGCAAGAGAUGGACUUUCCUGUCCUAAAUCCAUUAUUAUUUUCUACAAAUCUGCAGAAGUUGUGCUGACCCGUGAACUCAUGAAUGGUGUGAUGACCAACGUGAUGUACUUCAAUCAAAAGAUUGUCAAACCAGGCUUCAAAAAAGAUGGCAUUUAUUUCUCCAGUCUUGGCAUCAACAUGAUUGUUGAAAUACCAGAGAUUGGUGCAACCAUCACCUUUAGCGGGCUGAUUUUCUCUGUGAAACUGCCAUUCAGCAAAUUUGGCAACAACACCGAAGGACAGUGUGGAACAUGUACAAACAAUCAAUCAGAUGAAUGUCGCUUACCAAGUGGUAAGAUCAUUUCUUCCUGUCCCCAAAUGGCUCAUCACUGGAUCGUUGGCAAUGACACAUCAUGCCAUGGAGUACCAGUACCACCAAGUGUAACCACACCUCCACCAAAGCCUCACUGUGAAACACCUGAACUCUGCAAGCUUAUCUGGAGCAAGGUUUUUGCAGAAUGCCAUGCUGUGAUACCACCAGAACCAUUUUUCAAAGGCUGUGUUUUUGAUGGAUGUCGCAUAGAUGAUGAAUCCAUGCAGUGCUCCAGUUUGGAGAUAUAUGCUACAGAGUGUGCUGCUAGAGGUGUUUGCAUUGACUGGAGAGGAAAGACCAACAACAUAUGUCCAUACAACUGUCCAGCAAACACAAUAUAUAAGCCAUGUGGGCCCAUUAAUCCUGCUGUCUGUUACAUGCCUUCCUCCCACUCUAGCUCUAUCGAGCUUCCUGGCUAUGGAGUAACUGAAGGAUGUUUCUGUCCUGAAGGAAAGACACUCCUCAGUGUAGGCAGCAACAUCUGUGUCCCUGAAUGCGUUUGUAGGGAACCAAAUGGAGUAUCCAGAUUGCCAGGAGAAAAGUGGACUAAAGAUUGCCAGGAAUGUUUCUGUGACAAAAAUACUCUUAAAGUGCACUGUAAAAAACACGAAUGUCCUGUGACACAGCAAGUAUUUUGUGAUGAACCAGGUUACAAGCCUGUUCAGCCUGGAGCUGUCGUUCCAUCAGGCCCCUGUGAAGAAUGCACCUGCUUUGAAUCCUCUUCUUCAAGCCCUCACCAUGCUACUGUCAAGUGCAAGCCUGUUAUCUGUGACACAUACUGCCCGGCGGUUGGAGAAUUCUGGAACGCACCUGGUGAUAAGUGUACAACUUACACAUGUGAAAAAUAUGAUGACCAGUUCAUUCAAGUCAUGUUGCAAAAAAGCUGUCCUGCAUUUAACGCUGAUGACUGUGAUCCAGAUGACAUCAAACUAUCUGAUGAUGGCUGCUGUAAAGAGUGCCGGAAACUUCCCAAGAGUAAGUAA
Messenger RNA from Athene cunicularia (burrowing owl), 6606 nucleotides. It is a transcript of the gene MUC5AC, whose product is annotated as mucin 5AC, oligomeric mucus/gel-forming. The record is from RefSeq and is a predicted model, not a curated record. Gene Ontology annotation, cellular component: extracellular matrix. The coding region runs from base 1 to 6606 and encodes 2201 amino acids. Lineage: Eukaryota; Metazoa; Chordata; Aves; Strigiformes; Strigidae. Gene Ontology annotation, molecular function: protein binding. The transcript is spliced from 44 exons.